Molecule: messenger RNA, 2483 nt
Organism: Drosophila obscura
Lineage: Eukaryota; Metazoa; Arthropoda; Insecta; Diptera; Drosophilidae
Gene: DIP-alpha
Product: limbic system-associated membrane protein
Exons: 9
Coding region: 96-1805 (569 amino acids)
Cellular component (GO): neuron projection
Source: RefSeq, a predicted model, not a curated record
UUUUUUUUACGGAUAUACUACAUACACCUGUGAAGUGAAUCAAAUAAAUCGCGUACCGAUCGCAAAUGUCGGAGAGGAAUUUUUAAAAGCCCCAAAUGCGAAUCAUAUCGAAACUGUAUCCUCGCGGCCCCCUCGAUCGCAAUGGGAAAAUGCUGAUCCUGCUGCUGCUUAUCGUAACGCUGACGGAAGCAAUUGGCGCCUUUGGGCCAGAGUUUGUGGAGAGCAUUUCCAAUGUGUCCGUUGCCGUGGGCCGCGACGCCACCUUCACGUGUCACGUCCGGCACCUGGGCGGCUAUCGGGUGGGCUGGCUGAAAGCCGACACCAAGGCCAUCCAGGCCAUACACGAGAACGUCAUCACACACAAUCCCCGUGUGACGGUCAGCCAUUUGGAUCAGAACACCUGGAAUCUGCACAUCAAGGCGGUGGCCGAGGAGGAUCGCGGCGGCUACAUGUGCCAAUUGAACACGGAUCCCAUGAAGAGUCAGAUAGGCUUCCUGGAUGUCGUCAUACCGCCGGACUUUAUCAGCGAGGACACUUCAUCGGAUGUGAUUGUGCCGGAGGGCAGUUCGGUGCGCCUGACAUGUCGAGCCCGUGGCUAUCCGGAACCGAUUGUCACCUGGCGCCGUGAGGACGGCAACGAGAUUGUUCUCAAGGACAAUGUGGGCGCCAAGACACUAUCGCCCUCGUUUCGCGGCGAAGUGCUGAAGCUGUCAAAGAUCUCACGGAACGAGAUGGGCUCGUAUCUGUGCAUCGCCUCCAAUGGGGUGCCCCCAUCGGUUUCAAAGCGCAUCUCGCUUAGCAUACACUUUCAUCCAGUCAUCCAAGUACCAAAUCAAUUAGUCGGCGCACCACUUGGCACUGAUGUUCAAAUCGAGUGUCACGUUGAGGCCUCGCCCAAAUCAAUUAACUACUGGAUUAAGGACACGGGUGAGAUGAUUGUCACCUCGGGCAAGUACCAUGUGCAGGAGAGCUCCCAGUCCAUGUACGAGACGAAGAUGUCGAUGAUUGUGCGCAAGUUUCAGAAGGAUGAUGUCGGCUCCUAUCGCUGCAUAGCCAAGAACUCCCUCGGCGAGGUCGACAGCAGCAUUCGCCUGUAUGAAAUCCCCGGUCCGAAUCGUAAUAAAAAUCCCUUGAACGGAAAGGGCAACGUCGGCGCUGGCGGCGGCGGCGGCGGAGGCGGAGGCGGAGGCUUGGAUGCGGAUGCCAAUGACAUUUUAAAACAGAAACAACAAGUCAAAGUCACAUACCAGCCGGACGACGAGGAGCUGCAGUAUGGUUCCGCCGAGGAUUUCGAUGGCGAUGGCGAGGGUGGCCUGACGCCGUUAUCGCCUCACGUUUACUACACCAGCGGCAAUAAACCGCCCACACAUAAGCCUGGCAGCACUGCCGGCGGCGGCGGCGGCGGUGGCAGCGGCAAUCAGCAUCAGCAUCAACAUCAACAGCACCACCAUCACCAUCACCACCAGCAGCAGCAGCAUAACGGUGCAGGUGGCGGCGCUGCAGGUGGCGGUGGUGCAUCGGGUGGCGGAGAUCUGGGCAUCACACGUAAGCCGCCUCCCUAUUACGGCGUCGGCGGCGGCAAUACAGAGGUGCGCGGCCCCAUCGACAACAACAACAACAACGAAAUGAGCUCCGGCGGUGCCGGGCUUCGCGGCUUCCGCAUACAGCUACCGAGCAGCCUCAGUCCCAUCAGCUGGCUGUGCCAUCGGGAGGCAUGGCAUCCACAUUGGUGGCACUGUCGACAGCCGCUCUUAAUGGGUUUGUCGGCCGUGUCCGGCUUACUCCUCACGCUCUGCCUCUUAUAAUACCCAGUCUAACGGACUUGAACACAUCCCCCACACAGCAGCCCCACACAGCAGCCCACACUCCCCACACACUGCCACACGCGGACAGAGACAAAUACUCGUACUCGUACACAUGUUGUAGUAGCAAAUGUUAAAUUGUUUAUAACAAAAAACACACACGCACACACUCCAAACAGGCGGACACUGACAUGAAGACGGACACGGACACGGACACGGAAGAGGGAGGCGGUGUGCUGGGAAAUGGCAGCCAAAGAGCAAAAUAUGUAUCGAUAUUUAGAGAAUUUAAUAAUAUGAUAAUUAACAUAAAUAGACUUGAGUAUAGCCAGGCAUCAAAGUGUGCUGGCAGUGCUCGUAAUACUCUCAUACCACACCCAGUAAUCCCGACACUCCACUGUACUCCCGACACUCCACUGCACCAGGGGUACUCCUGUAUAUUUCUGUGUGAUUGGUUCCAUUUUUAAAUUUUUUAAAGGAAAGAUUUGUACCCUUUGGUGUCCCAUUAAAUUUGUUUACCCCGUGAUAUAUCCAAUGUCCCCAAAACCCAUUCGUACACAGCCAAAUAACUUUCCAAAAGGGUCAAUUAAUAUCACAAACCAAAACACAAUUAAACAGCAAAUACCAAACAAACACAAAGGGAAAUAAACUUUUGAUUUGUGAGCAAAUUCCUUUUUGUUUUGC